AUGCAAUUCUUUGCUCAAAAUGAUCCAAAUUCUUUGAAGAUAAAUAAUGUUUAUUUCCUCCUUGCUCUUUUGUAUUUCUUACCUACAUUUUCAUUUCUAUCGUUGACUUCAGGUUUGUUGCAAAUGCUCACCAUUUUUAUUUGCACAUCAUAUCAUUAUGGUGAUGCAUUAAAUUGUUUAAUUCAUGCUAUGCUGUGCUUUUGUCGAUGUACUAAUCGUAGGAUUUUAAAAAUUACACCAUAA
Echinococcus granulosus is the source of this 243-nucleotide messenger RNA. RefSeq lists its product as hypothetical. Lineage: Eukaryota; Metazoa; Platyhelminthes; Cestoda; Cyclophyllidea; Taeniidae. The coding region runs from base 1 to 243 and encodes 80 amino acids. The record is from RefSeq and is a predicted model, not a curated record. The transcript is spliced from 2 exons.